This is a messenger RNA of Cladophialophora bantiana CBS 173.52, 858 nucleotides long. RefSeq lists its product as uncharacterized. The transcript is spliced from 2 exons. Bases 1 to 858 code for a protein of 285 amino acids. Lineage: Eukaryota; Fungi; Ascomycota; Eurotiomycetes; Chaetothyriales; Herpotrichiellaceae. The record is from RefSeq and is a predicted model, not a curated record.
AUGGGCAUCCUCACCAGUGGGAGUGGAACCAAAGUCGCCUGGAUCGGAACCAUCUACCAUAUUCUCAUCAAUGUUUUCAGCACGGCUCUACUCUCUGCAAGCAACUAUUGCAUGCAGGUUGUCACAGGACCUACAAGGGAUCAGGCAGAUGCGGCGCACGUUGGAGGGGGAUUUGUCGACAUUGGCGUUCUAAGCCUUCACAAUCUUCAAGACGUGGGUGUUUUGAGACAGACACUGUUCGGGACGCUCGCCAUCAGCUCGCCACCUCUCCAUCUAUUCUACAAUUCAGCAGUGUCUGAGGUCUUGGGUGGCCGAGCCUUCACAGUAACGACUCUCGCAUAUUCCGGUCUGGACACAUUUCACGCCAACCACGACAACAGCACCUAUCGAAUUCUCUCCAACGAGCAGUGGGCCGCAGCCUACAGCACAAACCGCGUUACCCGGUGGGGUAACCUCUACCUUUUCGUCGAUGCCUACUCUUUCGGCGUCUAUUACAGUUUGGAGACUGGCACGAUGUUGCUCGAACAAGUAUUCAAUAUGCCAGACAGCGGCUUCGGUCAAAGUAAUCAACUGAUUAUGCUACUGACGAACGAUACUCACAACGUGUUGCUGUUUCCGGACGUAUCUCUGCCCAAACCAUUCGCGCCAGACCACCAAGAUGUGCCGGGUUUCUCGCAGUCGGCCACGUACACUAUAGCGGACGCGGGUUGGCUCUACUAUGACGCCGUGGCUGGGCACGUCCAGACUGCCAGGGCAGAAUACGUCUCCGACUCGAGCAAAGUCGAGAUUUCCCUUUCUUUAUGGGGAUUGUGGUGUUUUGCAACGCCGCUAAGGUUGGCGUUAUGGGCGUGCUUUUGA